GGUCCAUGAUUCAUGAUCAUCGUCAUCGUGCGUAUCUAAAACAUCUUCAAAUCUAUCUUUGACCGUCGUACUCUCUCUCUCUCUCUCUCUCUCUCUCUCUCUCUAAUUUUCUCUCAUCAUCAGCCUUCGCCUUUUCGCCGCUGUUUCAGACUCUGCUGAAAACGCAUACACAACACAGCCACCAUACAGAAACACGAACACACUUUCAGUUCUUCACCCACCACACCCGAAAGAGAGAAAAGAAUACGAUAUCUCCAUUUUGCCCCUCUUCCCCAAACACAUCUCUAUAAAUAUUAUAAAUUUCUCCAUUCAUUAGCAUAGCAGCGGAAAGAGAAACAACAACUCUCACACUUAUCUUCUUCUUCCUCUCAUUUCAUUCAUCAUUCAUUACUCUGAUCCCACGGCUGCGAUCUUCUCGUUUCUCCAAUCGUACGGCCAGGGGUCCUUUGUCUGCCCAACUCACUUCUCAGCUUUCUCUCUCUACUUGCUUUUUUUUCCGUCCACCCCACUUCGCCCUUGUUCAACUGGAUUCCGGGUUCGAUUGCUUUCGCUGUUACAUGCAUCGAUACCGGUUGAAUUACGCGUUGCCGUUAUGGGUUUUGCUUCUUCUGCCAGAUUUAGAUCCAUCGUGGUGAUGUAACCGCCUUUGGUAGAGAGUAUAGCUUCUUUGGAACACUGAAUAUGGAUUCCAAUGGUCAUGCAAGAGUAAAGAGAAAUGAUAUUAUUAAAGAAAAUGGUAAUUCUCAUUUGUCAAAUGUAGAUGAACAUGAUCCAUGGACAGCAUGGGCGUACAAGCCUCGAACCAUCACAUUGUUACUUAUUGGUGCUUGCUUUCUCAUUUGGGCAAGUGGAGCACUUGAUCCUGAAAGAGAUGCAUCUGGUGAUCUUGUCACUUCUGUUAAAAGGGGUGUAUGGGCAAUGAUUGCUGUUUUUCUUGCUUAUUGCCUGCUGCAAGCUCCUUCUACGGUUCUUAUUCGGCCACAUCCUGCAAUUUGGCGCUUGGUUCAUGGGAUGGCCGUUGUUUAUCUUGUUGCCCUCACAUUUUUACUUUUUCAGAAGCGUGAUGAUGCUCGACAGUUUAUGAAGUUUCUUCAUCCUGAUCUUGGUGUUGAACUUCCAGAAAGGUCUUAUGGUGCCGACUGCCGUAUAUAUCUGCCUGAAAACCCUGCAAGCAGGUUUAAGAAUGUUUAUGAGACACUUUUUGAUGAGUUUGUUCUAGCUCAUGUUAUUGGGUGGUGGGGGAAGGCAAUAUUGAUUCGUAAUCAGCCCCUUCUUUGGGUGUUAUCAAUUGGUUUUGAGUUGGUGGAGUUUACUUUUCGUCAUAUGUUGCCAAAUUUCAACGAGUGCUGGUGGGACAGUAUUAUUCUUGACAUCUUGAUCUGCAAUUGGUUCGGAAUUUGGGCAGGAAUGUAUACUGUUAGAUACUUUGAUGGGAAAACCUACAAAUGGGUCGGUCUAAGCCAGCAGCCUAAUAUUAUAGGAAAAGUGAAACGAACAUUGGGUCAAUUCACACCAGCUCAGUGGGACAAAGACGAGUGGCAUCCACUGCUUGGUCCUUGGCGUUUCAUUCAAGUGCUUAGUCUUUGCAUUGUAUUUUUGACAGUGGAGCUCAACACAUUCUUUUUGAAAUUUUGUCUCUGGAUACCUCCUCGAAAUUCAGUUGUUAUAUAUAGGUUGAUUUUGUGGUGGUUACUUGCAAUUCCAACAAUUCGUGAGUACAAUUCAUACCUUCAAGACAGAAAGCCAGUGAAGAAGGUUGGAGCAUAUUGUUGGCUCUCUCUUGCCAUUUGCAUUGUAGAACUUCUGAUUUGCAUUAAAUUUGGACACGGCUUGUAUCCUAAACCAAUGCCUAUAUGGCUGGUAAUAUUCUGGUCGAGUGUUGGAGUGGCCAUUGUUACAUUUUUGCUUUUGUGGUCUUGGCAAAUCCAUCGCAGUCUAGGGAACAAGAAGAGGCGAUAAUUUUACUACUACUGCAGUUGCAGCAGUCGCAAUGCAUUAUUCUUUGAUUGAUUCCUUCCUCAUUUUUAUGGAUACCAAUCCAUAGCCAUACACAUGGUGUAAAUACUAUCAUCAACCUCAUAAUUAAAUUGUAAAUGAAUAUUAAUUCUCCUAGCUUAGUGUAGUGGAUCACAGUUUCUUUGGGCGGCAAAUAUUAGUUCCAGCAGCUGGUAGAGAGGUGUACUUGUUAUUUAUGAGGCUUGCUUUUUGAAUAGGUUUCCACCAUUGGUAAAUUGGCCAAUUUCUUCCCUUCCAUCGGAAUUAGUCAUUCUGAAGCGUGUGUAUCCAGUCAUUUUAAUGAAAUUUUGAGUGAAGAACGUUUUUGCUUCACCAAUUGGGUUUGAAUGUUAGCAUGAUGUUGGAGAUUUACAA
Molecule: messenger RNA, 2370 nt
Organism: Vigna radiata var. radiata (mung bean)
Lineage: Eukaryota; Viridiplantae; Streptophyta; Magnoliopsida; Fabales; Fabaceae
Product: CDP-diacylglycerol--serine O-phosphatidyltransferase 1
Exons: 14
Coding region: 682-1959 (425 amino acids)
Biological process (GO): phosphatidylserine biosynthetic process
Molecular function (GO): L-serine-phosphatidylethanolamine phosphatidyltransferase activity
Source: RefSeq, a predicted model, not a curated record